AUGUUACGUCAAACCAUAGCUGGCCUUUCCGCGAGGGCACCGGCGCAGAGACGUCUCCUCUCUGCCUCCUCCGCCGCCGCCAUCGCGGGGCGCCAUUCGCUCCGUACUUCGACGACGACGAUACCGCCGACGACGACGACGACGAAGACAACGCCGCCGCGAUUCCUCUCCUACACACGAACCGCGAACAUACGCACGAGCAGGCGCCGUCAAGCCCUCGUCCCCCCCUCGCCCGCCUCGCUCGGCGCACCGCGCAAGGCACGCACAUAUCCCCGAGGGCGCAAAUGGCUGCGCCGGCUCCUCAUCCUCUCAGCCGUCGGCGGCUCCAUCUACCUUUUCGACCGCCAGGUCUACGCCUCCGGGUUCGGCCGCACCCUCCGCACGUUUGGCAUGGGCCUCCUGGUCGCCCUCGACUACAAGCUCAAUUUCCGCCCGCAGCCGCUGACCGGCGGCUCCGUCCAGGACCUGCAUCGCCGCAACGCCGAGCGUCUGUCAGAGCUGCUGCGGCACAACGGCGGGCUGUACCUCAAGAUCGGCCAGGCCAUCGCCAUGCAGAGCGCCUUGCUGCCGCCCGAGUUCCAGAAGAUGUUUGCGCGCAUGUUUGACGACGCGCCGCAGGACGACUGGUCCGACGCCGAGGCCGUCAUCCGCGAGGACUUUGGCGGCAAGAGCGUCGAGGAGGUGUUCGGCGUCAGCUUCCGCGGGGAGGAGGGCAAGGGCGUCAUGGAGAGGCGCGCGAGGGCGAGCGCCAGCGUCGCGCAGGUGCACUGGGCGCGGCUCGCCGACGGCCGCGAGGUGGCCAUCAAGAUCCAGAAGCGGGAGAUUGCCAAGCAAAUCAGCUGGGACCUGUGGGCCUUCAAGACGGUCACCUGGAUCUACAGCAAGUGGUUCGACCUGCCGUUGUACAGCCUCGUGCCCUUUAUCACGGAGCGGCUCGAGCUCGAGACGGACUUCCUCAAUGAAGCCAAGAACUCGGAGACGAUGCGCGAGCUCAUACGAUCGGAGAAAAGCCUGCGCGGCAGGGUCUACGUGCCCAAGGUGUACGCGGAGCUGUCGACGAAGCGCGUCAUGGUGACGGAGUGGAUCGAGGGCGUCCGGCUGCGGGACAAGCAGGGCAUCAACGGGCGGUGGAUGGGCGGCUACGGCAAGGGGUCCCCCGGCGUCAAGGGCGCGCAGCUCCAGCCGCCCGACCUGGCCGCCGUCCGCCGCGAGCUCCGCGAGCGGCCCCACGCCGAGCAGAUCAAGCCGGAACGCGCCGAGUGGAAAGGCGUGCGCGGGCGCGGCGGCCUGGGCCUGUCGAGCAAGGAGGUCAUGACGACCAUGAUCGACCUCUUCGCGGCGCAGAUCUUCAAGUGGGGGGUGGUGCACUGCGACCCGCACCCGGGCAACAUCUUCAUCCGGCGGCUGCCCAACGGGCGCGCGGAGCUCGUCCUCAUCGACCACGGGCUGUACGUGUACAUGUCGGACGAGUUCCGGCACCAGUACGGCGUGUUCUGGAAGGCUCUCAUGACGUUCGACAACAAGACGAUCGAGCGCAUCACCGGCGAGUGGGGCAUCAAGGCGGCGGACCUCUUUGCGAGCGCGACGCUGCUGCGGCCGUACGAGGGCGGCGACGAGCGGACGGGCAACCGGCUGUUGAAGGAGCUCGAGGGCAAGACGCCCGCCGAGCGGCAAUACGAGAUGCAGCAGCAGAUGAAGCAGGGCAUCCGGGAGAUGCUGGCGGACGAGGAGAAGUGGCCCAAGGAGCUCGUCUUCAUCGGCCGCAACAUGCGCAUCGUGCAGGGCAACAACCAGUACUUCGGCAGCCCCGUCAACCGCGUCAAGAUGAUGGGCGAGUGGGCGAGCCGCAGCCUGUUCCAGGACCCGAACCUGCCGUGGGCGCAGCGCGCGGGCAACGCGUGGCGGCACCUGCUGUUCAAGGGCGUGCUGGCCCUGACGGACGUGGCCUUUUACUUCUUCAAGAUCAGGCAGUGGCUCGGCCUCGGGGGCGGCAUGGAGGACGAGAUGGAGAAGAGGAUGAAGGUCAUGGCGCAGGACUUUGGCGUCGAGCUGCAGCAUGAUGUGUUUGAGGGAUAG
Messenger RNA from Colletotrichum navitas, 2076 nucleotides. RefSeq names its product ABC1 family protein. The transcript has a single exon. Lineage: Eukaryota; Fungi; Ascomycota; Sordariomycetes; Glomerellales; Glomerellaceae. The record is from RefSeq and is a predicted model, not a curated record. Bases 1 to 2076 code for a protein of 691 amino acids.